AUUAAAGGCAUGAAGACGGGGGAGUGCCAGGUGGCCGAGGUGGCGUGCCAGGCCUGUGACCCCGUGCUGUACUGCAACGCCCGCACUCCCUGCCGGUGCCGGGCAGCGGCGCUCAGCACAGACCAGGGGUUGACAUUCGAGAGCCCCUCCUCAUGCAAGAAGCUGUGCGAGCCGCCUCACGGCUGCCAGGGCAGCGUGGUGAGCUUCACGCCGACAGCAGGGCUUCUAGAGGCCGAUGGCGUGGAAGGGCCAGAUGCCCCAGCCUCCAAGACGACCUGCCCAUUGAACGGUGGGAACACCCCCUCCGCCAUCCACAGAAACACCGUGUCGUGGCUGCUUUAUUCCCACCCAAUGAGUAAACACAAGCGGGUUAAUCUGGGCAUCUACCUCAACCGGUCCCCAUUGAACGAGGCCAAGUGGGGACACCCCUGGCUCCUGUACAAAGGGCCGUGCGGUUACUCGGACCUGGCCGUGUGCCAGGAGGCGCCAGCGCCGCUCUUGUUUGGCUGCCUGUUUGAGUGCGGGGUGAAUCACGCGUGUGAGGAGAUCGCCUUCCAGCUCUUCUGCUUUGAGGAUCCUCAAAGCUAAAAUCCGACCAGCAGUGUCCUCCGGGGGGGUAAGGC
This is a messenger RNA of Terrapene triunguis (Three-toed box turtle), 623 nucleotides long. It is a transcript of the gene NEU3, whose product is annotated as neuraminidase 3. Gene Ontology annotation, molecular function: exo-alpha-sialidase activity. NCBI's taxonomy places the organism in Eukaryota, Metazoa, Chordata, Testudines, Emydidae. The transcript has a single exon. Gene Ontology annotation, biological process: oligosaccharide catabolic process; ganglioside catabolic process. Gene Ontology annotation, cellular component: membrane; lysosome; cytoplasm. The record is from RefSeq and is a predicted model, not a curated record. The annotation marks the transcript as partial.